AUGCACAAGCCUGACCUCAGACCCCAAAGCCUCGUCCCGGCGUCCAUCUAUCCCUUCACGACCUCCUGGCUCCUCCCGCCCUUCGCCCUCGCCCUCGUGCGUCUCUUGCUCUUCACAUACUGCCUCGCCACAGUCCUGACAAACUGGAUAUACGACGGCGUCCACUCAGCCUCGUACCUCAUCGGCCAGGAAUUCAGCUACUUCACCGUCCUGACGUACUGGGGGAUUCUCUUCUACAGCCUCGUCGCAGGCGUACACACCCUCGUAUAUGCGCUCCGAGGCCGAUCGUGGCUCGAGUCCUGGCCGCGCGCUCUCCAGGCGCUGCAUUCGUUCUUUUACACCACCGUCGUAACGCUGCCGUUCCUCGUGACCAUCGUCUAUUGGGCGGUGUUGUACGAUGGGCCAUGGUUCCCCGUUGUGUUUGACGGUUGGACAAAUAUCUCGCGGCAUGCCCUCAACUCGCUUUUCGCUCUCUGCGAACUCGUUCUGCCUGCAACUCACACUCCGCCUCUCCUUCACCUCGUCGGACUGAUCAUUCUUCUCCUCUUGUACCUCGCCCUCGCAUACCUUACACAUGCUACCCAGCACUUUUACGUGUACAGCUUUCUUGACCCGUCCACUGGCUCGGGCAAGGUGGCGGGAUAUUGCUUCGGCAUAGCUGCAGGGAUCAUCGUUAUCUUCUUCGUAGUAUGGGCCUUGAUAUGGCUUAGGCAGAGAUACACAGGAGAUGCCAAAAGGAGUAAGAGGGAUAUGUCUAGGCGGGCACCCUUAUAUCGGGAGGUGGAAAUGAGUGCGGACCUAGAACAAGCCAAGUAG
Messenger RNA from Exophiala spinifera, 816 nucleotides. RefSeq lists its product as uncharacterized. Lineage: Eukaryota; Fungi; Ascomycota; Eurotiomycetes; Chaetothyriales; Herpotrichiellaceae. Bases 1 to 816 code for a protein of 271 amino acids. The record is from RefSeq and is a predicted model, not a curated record. The transcript has 2 exons. Gene Ontology annotation, cellular component: membrane.